Messenger RNA from Plectropomus leopardus (leopard coralgrouper), 2089 nucleotides. RefSeq names its product alkaline ceramidase 1 (gene acer1). Gene Ontology annotation, biological process: ceramide catabolic process; sphingosine biosynthetic process. Gene Ontology annotation, molecular function: N-acylsphingosine amidohydrolase activity. Lineage: Eukaryota; Metazoa; Chordata; Actinopteri; Perciformes; Serranidae. The record is from RefSeq and is a predicted model, not a curated record. Gene Ontology annotation, cellular component: membrane; endoplasmic reticulum.
ACACUUGAAAUCGACUUUCUGUGGCACUGAUAACGGAGUUUUCUGUGCUGGUUUUGGUUUUCAAGGUACUUUUUCAAAUCUCACUUUAAAGUUUUACUACAAUACUUAUCUUACAAUGUAGUAGCGUUAUGUCCUUUAGUGGUAAAAAAAAAAAAAAAAAAAAAAAGGCGAGUCCAUUCCAGACAUUUUCCCGCGGUGACAUGUGUUGGCCCCGAGAUGUGAAACCGCUCAGCAGACUUAUUAGUGACGUCACAGUCUCGUGCAACAGGAUUGGGAGCGUUUCGAUGCACCUGUUGCACCACCUGGAGCAGAGCAACAGUGACAGACAGGAGGCUGGGACAACAGCAGCAUGGGAGGCGUCUACUUCAGUGAAAAGAUGGCAGGAGUUUUCUCCUACGAGAGCUCAGAAAUCGACUGGUGUGAAGACAACUACAAACACUCUGAACAUGUAGUGGAGUACUUCAACACUAUGAGCAGCUUUGUUUUCUUCAUUAUAUCUCCCAUCAUGAUCUACCUUCUGCACCCUUAUGCCAAAGAGAGGAACCUGGCGAUUCACAUGGUCUGGACCAUGAUGAUAUUUGUAGGGCUCUUCUCAGCGUACUUCCACAUGACGCUUAGUUUUGUUGGCCAGAUGUUGGACGAGCUGUCCAUCCUUUGGGUGUUGGCGGUGGGAUAUUCUGUCUGGUUCCCCCGCAGACUCUUCCCUUCUUUUAUCAAAGACAGGUCCACAUUUUCAAGCCUUGUCCUGGUGAUUACUGUCAUCUCCACAUUGUCAUCAUUUGUCAAACCUACAGCCAAUGCCUACGCUUUAAACUGCUUCGGCCUCCAUAUGCUUUAUGUUCUGGCUGUUGAGAUGAGAUGCUGCACUGACCAGAAGGCUCUGCGCCUGGCCAAGCUGUCGGUGGCUCUGUGGGUGCUCGCCAUCUCCUGCUGGAUUAGUGACCGUUUUGGCUGUAGCUUCUGGCAGAGGCUAAACUUCUGCUACUUGCACGGGAUCUGGCACAUUCUGAUUGUGAUAGCUGUGGCCUAUGGCAGCACCCUGAUAGCUUACCUGGAUGCCAACUAUGAGAUACCGUACUCUCUGCCCGGACUGCAGUACUGGCCGUGUGAUAAAUGGGCUGUUGGAUUACCUCACAUUGUCCUCAAGGGCACUACCAAAACACAGAAACGAUGCUAAAAGAGUCACCUUGUUGAAGAAAAAGAAAAUCAAAUCACAGGAAUCCAACCGACUACCACUCCCAAAAUGACGGAGACUGUCUUUUAAUACACAGACUAACACUAGAUAACAAUUGAAUCUUAGUUGUGAUUGUUGUCUAAUCCUGUAAAAGGGUUGUUUACAUAAUGGAUGGAUUACUAAAUGGACCUACUGAGCACAGGCCAAGGAGGCAGGAGGGCCCUAAGGGACAGAUUAUGCUUGAACAGAACUAGUUGACAACAACAGAAAUUGGGAUAAGUAUUUAUAGCCAUCCUGAACAUUCACACUGUCAUAGAGAGCUAGGAGAAUGUUUAUCAUUAAAAUAUGGGGAUGAUGGCACACAUUUUUAGACAGCUGAGUUGCACUUGGUCACUCACUUUAAAAACACAAAAAUUAAAUAUUCAAUACAGCAUAAGAUUAAAUAUAUACAGCAUACAGCACAUAAGAGAUGUGCUAUGCGAGUCCAUUGAAUUUAAGUGUGUACCCAUAUCUUAUUUAUUAUGUUUUUGUUUUGUGUUUGUGCCCAGAGGCCCAUUGUCAGAUAAUCCACCCAUGUUUUACAAAAAUAUUGAUUGAAUGAACUCAUACAAAUAUCUUGAGCUGAGAAACACAAAAUGAAUGUUUAUCUAUAUAUCAGACUUUAAAUAUAGUUUAUUUAAAUAUACACAUUAUUUAUACGGUUACACAAAUGAUUUUUUUCAUCCUAUAGAUUCACAUUUUACCACAGACGUGAAUGCACAACAUAAGGUGAUGUAACUGUAAUUUAUAUCAUAAAAACAAAUAAAAAAGCCAGAUAUUAUAGACAUUUUAAAAUAAUGACUGUCAAACAUUAUACAUUUGCAACAUGAAUGGUUUCAUAAAAUUUCUAUAGGCACUCUGAAUGACUGAGAAAAU